AUGUGCAUGCCCUUGUCAUACUGCCUUGUAGAAAAUAAUAAAUUAAAUGUUAUUAAUUUACCAGUAAGUCAAAAAAUUAUUCGAACAGAGGAUCAAAUGCAACAAGUCAUUGCAUUAAAACAAGGCAAAGAUUAUUUAUUGCAUGAAGAAACUAAUGGUCUUUUUGAAAAAAAUCAAAAUGAACUAUUCGUUCAAAUGUUUGUUAAUUGGAAUAAAAUGUAUAAUCAAUCAAAACAAUAUAAAUUUACACCAAGUGACCUUUACCAAUUUGAG
Cetraspora pellucida is the source of this 273-nucleotide messenger RNA. The record is from the annotation of a GenBank genome assembly. Lineage: Eukaryota; Fungi; Glomeromycota; Glomeromycetes; Diversisporales; Gigasporaceae.